GCCUAUUAAAAUGUAGUAUUUCAAAAUUUCAUCAAAGUCCCAACACUUGUUUCUUGUGCCAGAGAAAUUAGAGUUGUAUUUACGUUCUCUGCUUGUGCUUUUGAGUUAUGCUUAUAAAACCAGCAUUCUUUGCUUAGUGAAUACCUGUAGUUGUUUUAUUUUUCGUUACUUUUUUACAUAAAAAUUUGCAAAUGUUAAUUCACUACUAAUACAUAUAUACAUAACAACAAUGUAUUUUAUUCAAACGACGAAUAUAAAAAUAUAAACAAAUUUGUUGAAUUAGAGAAUAUUUGACGUAAAAUUAUGAGUAAAAUAUUGGUUGUGUACAACUCUAAAAUUAAAUGUACCUAAAGGAUGUACAUACAUACAUAUGUUCUUACUUGUGUACAUUGCUUAAAAGGAAUAUAAAAUAAUCUUAUUCAAAACUAAGAAAAUGCACAUGCACUGGUAUUACAAUUUUUUGGUGCGUCGGCCGUAUCUGAUGGUCUUGGCAGUGGCGGUUUUGUGCACAGCUUGUAUUACAGUAUCCUUGACUAUGAACUCAGCGCCAGAUUUUAGUGAUCCCACAUUGGGGUUCGAAACUCGUGGAACAGCCUUAGGGAAACGGUCAACGGCUUGGAAUAAUCUUUUGCAGGAAACGGGUCCUUCUGGUACCCUAGUGACGGAUCCAAAUGAUCUUCACUAUUUUAAAAAUAUUAAUUAUUAUCAUACAAAAAAUAUGCGUAAGCAUCAACAUCACAAUCGCACAUAUAGGGGCAAGAAUCGAAAAAAGCCGAAGAAUUCAAAGCACAAGAAUCAAGUAUUACAUUUAAGCAAAAAAAUUAAAUAUUUACAAAAUCGUUUUAAUAUUACCUCACCAAAAAGUAGUGAAAGUCAUCUUUUACCAACACAAUGGAAUGGUGAUAGCGGGGUUUUUCGAGAUUACGAAAUUACAAAUGAUUCUCUGUUAUCUAGUGAUCCAUCUAACCGAAGUGAACAGUUUGAAUACGGGUGGAAUACGACAUCCAUUGAUGAAGAUUAUCAUCGUGAAAAGGUGCAAACCAAAAAAAGUACGUGGUCUAUAUUAAAGGAAGCACCUUUUCCGCCAUAUUGGAAUACAGACAGCCCGCAUGUGGGAGGUUUCUUUUGCGAUUCACCCUCAAAAGACUAUUCUCAUUUCGUUGUUGAGCGCACCGGCCCCAAUGACACCGACACACUUUUUGAUCUGAAUGGGUUGCUGGCAAUGUGUCAACUGCAGAACCAAAUUGUGGCUGUGCCAAGUUAUGGUGAGUUUUGCCAAAGAGAAGAACUCACUGAUAGUUGUUGUCGUCCAUGGUCACUACCCAAUUACGCUGCUCUGUUGGCGAAUAAGAGUUCCUGCUUUGAUUUAAAUAUAACUGAUGUUGAUAUGUUGCAAAAUUUAUUGGUUUUGUGCUUCGAAUAUUAUCACGAUCUAAGGCUAAGCAACGACUGCAGUGAAUUCAGUCCAUGUAAAGCUCCAACCGAAUGUACGCGUGGGAGCAUAGUUUAUAAUAUUUUACAUUUUUUAACCGAUUACAAUUUCAUAAAAAUGAAUGACACAAGAGUUUUUCUGAAAUAUGCAAUGAUAUUUGUUCCAGUAGCUUAUACAUCAAAAAUACUUCCGCUGUUCCACGAAUGGGACGAGGUUGACUUAAAAAAUGAACUUGUGCAAGUUGUUUCUAUGGAUUUGGGACUUGAAAAUGAACUAUUUAAUGAAUCAUUGCUCACAGACGUUUGGCUAGUCUCAUUAGGUGGCGUGUUCGUUAUGACUUGUAUUUGGCUAUAUACCACCUCAAUAUUUAUAACUCUGAUGGUGUGCAUUGCCGUAAUAUUUUCAUUGGGCUUGGCUUACUUCGCCUAUACCUUAGUCUUUAAGAUGUCAUUCUUUCCUUAUAUGAAUUUGUUAGCUUUAGUUGUAAUCAUAGGUAUUGGAGCUGAUAAUGCAUUCCUCUUUGUUAAGAUUUGGCAAUGCGUUUUAGCAGAACGUUUUUCUAAAUCAAUAAAAUCGACAGCUAGCGCACAUCCCACUUCAGUUAUAGAUGGUGGAAAUGAACAUACAGAAACUUUACAGAGUUUAAUGGCUUCUACGUUCCAUCAUUCGGCAUUAUCUAUGUUUGUGUCUUCACUAACAACUGCAACCGCGUUCUUCGCAUCUUACACUAGUUCCAUAACCGCCAUCAAAUGUUUUGGUGUAUUUGCUGGAACUGUAGCUAUUACCAACUAUUUGCUUAUGAUGACCUGGCUACCCGCCGUCGUAUGUAUAAUGGAACGUGUAUCCGCCUGUGCCACUUGUAAUAGUAAGCUCCCUAUACAAAAAUUACUGCUCAUGUUCAACAAGUCAAUUACAAAGUUCUGUCAGCUAUUUGAAACACUUAUUACCAAGGCUGUGAUGAAUUAUGCAAUGCUAUGGAUAUGCGUUUUUGGUACAAUAGGAUUAUGUAGUGCAUUUAUUGUUUUAUACGCACCAGGCUUGCAGCUGCCAGACAGUUCCCAUUUUCAACUAUUUUCAAGUAGUCAUCCGUUUGAAAUAUAUAACAGCAAAAUGAAAAAUGAAUUUUGGUUUGAGAAGUCCAUUUCGGCUUAUGAAAAUUUUAAAUUACCUUUGCGCUUCGUAUGGGGUAUACAGCCGGUAGACGAUGGUGACUACACAAAUCCUUUUUCUCAUGGAAGCUUGUACUAUGACAAUAAUUUUAAUAUAUCUACGAUGGCUGCACAAACUUGGCUGCUUAAUUUUUGCAAAAACUUGAGAUUACAACCAUUCUAUCAAAUCACAUUUGGUAUUUUGCUUCCAAAUUGCUUUAUUGAAAAUUUUAUAUCACUAAUGGAUCGCAUGUGUAUAGAUGAGAUGGACAAUACUGAUCGCACCCCCUGUUGUGAUGUCUCGAAGUUCCCCUUUGAGCCCGAUGUAUUCGAUAUUUGUUUGCCACAAUGUAUGUCCUCGUUAUAUGCGACACCACGCGAAUAUUAUACUCCUGGGGUGGCUGGACCGAGAUUUCUGGCCGAUAGGCGAAUCAACGUUUCCCAUACCGCCCAGCCACCACAAGUGAAAGCUCUGGUACUCGAAUUCGAAUCGAAUGUUGCUUACACAACAGCGUACAAUGAAGUUAAAAAAUUCGUCCAGUCAGUUGAUCGGUGGCUAAUGGAGCAGUUAAAUGAAGCGCCGCCAGAAAUGAAAGGCGGUUGGUUCACUAGUGAACUUAAAUUCUUCGAUACACAAAGCACAUUGAGUCAUGAUACUUUAGUAGCAAUUUCAGUGGCGAUGAGUGCGUCGCUUGUCGUCUUACUUUUAGUCACAUUGAAUGUUUUAGUAUCCUUGUAUGCCGUAAUAACGGUUUUAUUUACAAUAUUUACAACUGUAUCGAUACUAAUUUUACUUGGUUGGAAAUUAAACGUGCUGGAAAGUAUAACCGUGAGUACUGCGAUUGGAUUAGCAGUCGAUUUCAGCUUGCAUUACGGUAUACACUACCGUAUGUCACCUACCGCAGAACGUCUGGCCGCUAGCAAGUUCACUUUAUCACGAAUUGUUGGGCCAACGUCGAUGGCUGCAAUUACUACAGGGAUGGCUGGAGCUUUAAUGUUGGCUUCUAAUGUACUGCCCUACAUACAAAUUGGUUUAUUCUUAGUUAUCGUUAUGGUUGUUAGUUGGCUGUAUGGAACAUUUUUUCUAAUGAGUCUCUUAAAGACAGCCGGCCCGCAAUACGGUUUCAUGCAAUUCAGUUACCCUCUACUGAAUAAAGGAUCCUCAACUAGUGGCAAUAAAUACUAUGAAAGGAAGCAAAGUCAAGUAAUUGCAAGUGAACAGUUGCUUACGCCAUCAAGUUCAGCCAUCGGUGAACUUAUUAAUUCCGAAACACAUGAGCUUGAAUCUCUAACAUCGAGCUCGUUAAUUAAAACAAUUUCUGGCACAGAAAGCUCUCAUCCUCUUAGUGCAGAUUUCGAACAUUCUUUCAAUAACAAAAUCGAUAUUUCCAGUGUUAAUAUGUCUUCUAUCGUGGAGCACAAAAGCCCGUCUAUUGAAAAUCCCGCGUCUGAGUUGACAGAUACAAAAUAAGUUAGAUACCAAUAACCGAGCAUAUUACGUGUGUACUGACAUUCAUAUUAACAAUUUAAAAUGACUAGUUAUGUAAUUGUAGAGAUAUGGUUUCGUAUUUUAAGCAUUGAAACAAACCUCUCAAAUUAUUUUAUUAGUUUAUUAAAAAAAAUGUUUCACUAUGAUUUUAAAAGACGCUGCGGGACGACGAAAAACUCGUUUAUGCCAAUAUUUUUAAUUCAGGAUCUUUUCUCUUUUUAGUACUUGUGAAAUGGUUUCUAAACGUUUUUUUAUUCUAUUUAUAUGUGGCUACGUAUACAGACUGAACUCUUUAUAAGGGAGAAAAAGCGUUGUUUCAAUAAAAUGAUCUUUAAAAGCGGUUGUAAAAAUGUUUCUCGUGAAUUGAUUGAUAACUUUAUUAAAAUGAGAUAAGUCUUUCUAUUUCUAGCCUAGUCUUUCUAGAAUAUACAGUAUUUUAAAAAUUUGUUGCUAGCUUGCAUAGCAAAAUAAUAAAAAUUAGUAAAAACUCGGCUUGCCAUAACUUUCGGCAGCUACAUCAGAACAAAAUUAGAACCAAACGCUUACAACCGUUGUAACAUUUUUAUUUAUGAUAUAUGCAUUACUUUAUGAGACUAUAUAAACCCUCAAAUAUGUAACAAAAAAAAAAAAA
Molecule: messenger RNA, 4700 nt
Organism: Ceratitis capitata (Mediterranean fruit fly)
Lineage: Eukaryota; Metazoa; Arthropoda; Insecta; Diptera; Tephritidae
Gene: disp
Product: protein dispatched
Exons: 11
Coding region: 434-4051 (1205 amino acids)
Source: RefSeq, a predicted model, not a curated record